AAAAAAAAGUGUAAAAACAUAAUUACACUUAGAAUAAUUGUUGUGGAAAGAAAUAAUAAAAUAGUAAAACUUUCUUUUAUAAUAAUAUUAUUAUGCGCCAAGAGCGUAUAUUAAUCGUCAAUAAAUAUAUAAUUUUACCGAUACGGAGAGAAAGAGAUGAUACGAAUACAAACGAUUUUAAUUAUAACCAUACCAAGAGUAUUGUCCAUUCCUUUUCCACAACAAAAUGGACAAAGUGAUUCUAUAUCUUAUGGUUCAAUUAAUUUAACUGAUUCUGAAGGCAAAAAUCGUAUAUUAUAUUGGGUAUUUGGUAUAGUUGGUAUUGCCGUUUUUGUGGAAGUUGUAUAUUGGAUGUUUAGAUGUGCUAACAUAUUAAAAAAAGAAAGAGAGAAGAAUAAUAACAAUCGAAUUAACAAUAAUAAUGAUAUUGGAAUUAAUCGUAGGAGAGGUUUAUUUGAUACUCCGUCAUAUGCUGGUUCUAUUGACGAACAAUUACCUCCUUACGAAGGUUUUAGUUUACCUAAGUAUAAUAAUAUUAUAAAUGAAAAUACUUCUGAUGAAGGAACUGAAAACACACAAACGGAGGAAAUAAAUACGAGUAUUCCAGAUACGAAUUCAACGGUUGAAAUUGAACCACUUCCUUCCUUACCACAAUCACAACAAUCACAGCAAUCACCUCAACUACCUCAACCACCACAGCCAGCUCGUCUUUCAUUAUCUGAUCCCCCUUCGUAUAAACCAAAUUAAUAGUAUCAUAUAGUAUCAUAGUUAAUUUACUUUAUCAUGUAAUUUUAUAAUAAACUGCGCCAUUGAGCGUGUAACAAUGCGAGGUGUUCUAAUGAUCACGUCACACGCA
This is a messenger RNA of Rhizophagus irregularis DAOM 181602=DAOM 197198, 856 nucleotides long. RefSeq lists its product as uncharacterized. NCBI's taxonomy places the organism in Eukaryota, Fungi, Glomeromycota, Glomeromycetes, Glomerales, Glomeraceae. The record is from RefSeq and is a predicted model, not a curated record.